Messenger RNA from Sphenostylis stenocarpa, 1008 nucleotides. The record is from the annotation of a GenBank genome assembly. Lineage: Eukaryota; Viridiplantae; Streptophyta; Magnoliopsida; Fabales; Fabaceae.
AUGCGCGUCGUUUCUGCGAUUCCUGGAAGUGCGACGUGCGUCGUUUCUGCGAUUCCUGGAAGUGCGACGUGCGUCGUUUAUGCGAUUCCUGGAAGCGCGACAUGUGUCGUUUUUGCGAUUCCUGGUAGCGUGACGCGCGUCGUUUGUGCGAUUCUUGGAAACGCGAUGUGCGUCGUUUCUGCGAUUCCAGGAAGUACAAUGUCGCGUCGCUUCUGCGAUUCCGGAAGCGCGACAUGUCGCGUCGUUUCUGCGAUUCCAGGAAGCGCGAUGUCGCGUCGUUUCUGCGAUUCCAGGAAGCACAAUGUGCGUCAUUUCUGCAAUUCCAGGAAGUACAAUGUGCGUCGUUUCUGCGAUUCCAGGAAGCGCAAUAUGUGUCGUUUCUGCAAUUCCUGGAAGCGCGAUGCGUGUCGUUUCUACGAUUCCUGGAAGCGCGAUGCGUGUCGUUUCUACGAUUCUUGGAAGCGCGAUGCGUGUCGUUUCUACGAUUCCUGGAAGCGCGACGCGCGUCGUUUCUGUGAUUCCUGGAAGCGCGACGCGCGUCGUUUAUGUGAUUCCUGGAAGCGCGACGUGCGUCGUUUCUGUGAUUCCUGGAAGCGUCAUUUUUGCGAUUCUUGGAAGCGCGACGCGCUUCGUUUCUACGAUUCUAGAAGCGUGACGUGCGUCAUUUCUGCGAUUCUUGGAAGCGUGACGUGCGUCGUUUCUGCGAUUCUUGUAAGCGUGACGUGCGUCGUUUCUGCGAUUCUUGGAAGCGUGACGUGCGUCGUUUCUGCGAUUCCAGGAAGCGUGACGUGCGUCGUUGCUGCGAUUCCAAGAAGCGCGAUGUGCGUCGUUUCUGCGAUUCCUGGAAGCGCGAUGCGCGUCGUUUCUGUGAUUCCUGGAAGCGCGAUGCGCGUCGUUUCUGCGAUUCCAGGAAGCACGAUGUGCGUCGUUUCUGCAAUUCCUGGAAGCGCGACGACGUCGUUUUUGCGAUUCCUAGAAGCGCGACGACGUCGUUUCAGCGAUUCCUAG